Messenger RNA from Poecilia reticulata (guppy), 919 nucleotides. The record is from RefSeq and is a predicted model, not a curated record. NCBI's taxonomy places the organism in Eukaryota, Metazoa, Chordata, Actinopteri, Cyprinodontiformes, Poeciliidae.
AUGAUAAUCUUAAUUCUAAUCUACACCUUCUUCACAGGAACAAAACUUAAAAACAGUGAUGAGAUGAGGAUCGUGAUGGUGGGGAAGACUGGGACUGGGAAGAGCGCUUCUGGAAACACCAUUCUGGGUCGAGAGUGCUUUCCGUCCAAAUGCAGCCCCAAUUCCAAGACUGUAAAAUGCUCCAAAGUCUCCAGUAAUGUGGAUGGACAGCAGGUUGCCGUCAUUGAUACUCCAGGUCUGUUUGACACCAGGUGUGGAGAAGAUGAAACAAAAAAAGAUCUGAGUCAGUGCAUCUGCUUUGCUUCUCCUGGACCCCACAUCUUUCUGGUGGUCGUUACAGUGGGGAGAUUCACAGAAGAAGAAAAACAAUCGGUGCAAAAUAUUAAAAAAAUCUUUGGAGAGGCAGCAGAGAAAUACUGCAUGGUUCUGUUUACCCGUGGAGACUAUCUUGAUACCACCAUUGAGGAUUAUUUGUCAGAAAGCCAAGAGCUGAAGGAUCUGGUGUCCAAGUGUUACGGCCAGUAUCAUGUCUUCAACAAUAAGCUGGAAGAUAAGAAACCUCAGGUCACUGAGCUGCUGAAGAAGAUCAGAACCAUUGUUGACAGGAAUGGAGGAAGUCACUACACCAAUGAGAUGUUCCGAGAGGCUGAGAGGAAAAUCGAAGAAGAGAAACAACGAAUCCUGAAGGAGGAUGAAGAGAAAAAACAUAAAGAGGAUGAAGAACUGGAGAGGAAAAUAAGAGAAAAGUAUGAGAAAAAGAUUCAGAGAAUGUAUCAGCAAAUCCAGGCUGAGAGAGAGAAGGAUAGAGAGGAGGAACAAGAGUGUGAAACCCUGAGAAAUGAACAGAAGGAAGAGCAAGAGAGAGAAAUUCAAGGAGCAGUAUCCCAGCUGCAGUUCAAGUAUGAAUCUGAGCCCAGAG